GAACAAAAUUCUCCCAAACUUUCUUCGUCAACUGGCCGGAGUACUCCGGCCAGUCUCAGAGUCCAGGCUCCAACUAGCGAAUCGGCCCAUUUGAUUGGUCUGACGUGGACCUUAAAGCAAGCCAGGGUGGCCAAAACCUGCUUUGCGAUUGGAAGGCUGUCGGCAUGCUUAUAUGGCAAAUUGCAAUGCUGGCUUAUGCUGCAAUUGCUAAUAAAGUGACGCGUGAAGUUGACAGAUUUGUGUGAAUCAGAAAAAGUAUUGAUCAAAAGCAAACUUGAAUUGUAGGUAGGUAGGAACUUGCGAACAGGGCGGACAGGGCGUUCAAAGCCAACAGGUCUGGUGCAGCAGUGGAAGGCUUCUCUGUUGUGGAGUUGCAUUCUGAGUAAGGCUAUCAGCCUAGCAAAGAGUCAAGGGGAGGAUGGGGGGCCAGGUCAGCGUCGAUAGUAGUAACAGUGACAGUUCAACUAAUGCCAUCAAGGUGCCGGCACUGACAAGGGACUUGCAGCACAAGCAGAACAUUAUCUUGUUUGCUCGAGCUGGACGGGAUGGCCAGGGAAGCCCUCUAUUGUACGGGGUUAGCUUCAUCGGCGGGACGAACUGGCUUCAUGUGUAUGGGCCAGACACGUUGGUUGUUGAUGAAUACAGCAUACUGCAAGUGGACAAGGAUCCCCAGGAUCCUGCUAGCCUUCGAUUGUGGUGCCCAGCCAUUAGCGGCUCAGCAUGUUGGUUGGCGUCUGAUUCAAAGAGCCAGCUGUUCUUUACGACGAAAGAGUCUGAGGAGACUGUGUGGAGGAUGGGGGGCAUGUCCAUGAAAGCAGCGUCCCUGGUGAAUGUGAGGAAAGGCGGUCCUUCGUUCAUGAUCAGAGUGCAGCCAAUCCUUCACUCCUGGUAUGACCGAGUGGGGCUUCUUUGGGAACCAAAGGACUUAGCGCCGUACUAUUUGGCCCCGACUGCUCUUCAGGGACUUUGUCCAGUGUUUGAAAGAAGGUUGGUCCACUCGGCCCGGCAGCAACGAAAGGCUGCCAAAGAAGGUCCCGAUGGAAGCGUACAAAUUGGAGGUCAAGCAACACAAACUGUUCGAAGGUUGAAAGACUAACUUCAUCCUCCAUGUGGCAUGUUCUCAUCUGCUCGAGUUACUCUAUCGAAUGAAGGGUCAAGUCGGCUGUCAAUGCUUCGCGAUCAAAUGGCUAUCGAACUAGACAGUACGAGCCAGCCACAAGGCAAGUUUACGUAGACAGCCGUCGCACUAGAAUACAAAAAGACAGUCGUUGCAUCAGUACGCCAUGUCGUUGAUGCAUUCUUCAGGAUAUCUGGUCACAUGACUCUAGAUUGGAACUCAUCCAGGUUUCAGUAGACACGGUCUUACUGUCAAUUACUCGAAACUCUUCCAUGUCUAUAACUUGUGGGUCUGCAUGAUCUAU
Molecule: messenger RNA, 1421 nt
Organism: Klebsormidium nitens
Lineage: Eukaryota; Viridiplantae; Streptophyta; Klebsormidiophyceae; Klebsormidiales; Klebsormidiaceae
Source: the annotation of a GenBank genome assembly